Messenger RNA from Microdochium trichocladiopsis, 1275 nucleotides. RefSeq lists its product as uncharacterized. The coding region runs from base 82 to 1260 and encodes 392 amino acids. Lineage: Eukaryota; Fungi; Ascomycota; Sordariomycetes; Xylariales; Microdochiaceae. The record is from RefSeq and is a predicted model, not a curated record. The transcript has a single exon.
CCACCCACAUCCCUUUACCUCUCUUCUCUCGCUUUUCCUCUCUCCCUCUCCGAGUCACCUUUUUGGCCCCCUGAAGGAUUCAUGGCAGCUAUGAAUCCCGAUAGCCCUCUACUUGACAGCCACGAUGACCUCGUCUUUGGCUUCAGCACACCUAGCGUUCGUCUGGAAGUGCCAGGAAGAUCACAAGGCAGCAAUGAGGCCGGGCUUGAGUCAGGCGUCGACCGCCCCAUCCCAUCUACGCUUUGCUACACCGUUGACUUCAAGAUGCGACUGCGUAAGGGGAGACUAAUGAAGAUUGCAGAUGAAACUAUAGAUAAUAUUAAAGUUGCCCCGGAUCUCUGCUGGGGGGAAACCUUGCGCUUCAAGCUUGCCAACAAAGCCAACGAAAAGUUGCCCGAGCCCGAAUACGAACAUCGAGAGACGAUCAUCACCGUAUCUACUUCCAGACGAGGCGAACCCCCAUUCAAACCACCACCCUUUAGUGGAUCCGACAUCGACUGGACAGAUAUUGAGGAUAAGCUUCGGUCGUGGAGUGACCCGAAGCACAAGCUCAGAAUUGAAUUCCUUGCAAUCUAUGAGUGCCUCAAGGUCGUGACCGAGAAGGUAGGCCGCGGUGCCACGAAAAAGCACACCGCUGCAUUGAAUAAACUUGUUGCAGGGCAACAGGCAGCCGGUACGGGCGCAGGUGCCGUCUGGCAAGAAGUGUAUCAGCUCUUCUCUUGCACCAGCUCCUCGUGUACAAACGUCGGGUUUUAUUGUUGGAUUCAGAACGGAAAACAUUAUAAGCUGGACGACAAGAUUCUAGACCAGCUCAUCGAUCACGCUGUAGAAGGCAUGGCGCUGAAGACGCAUGCGGAUGUGCCCUAUAGAAUUCGCGAGCAGGCCAUCGCACGGGCUGAAGAAGCAAUGCAACGCAAGAAGCGGAGAGCUACUGCAGUGGAACUUGAUCCUUGCAGCACCAACUGCCGGGAUGGCAAUGCCGACGUCCCGCCAUAUCGCCUAAACCUGCCCAUGCCCCCAAAUGAGGCCAUCCAAUCGUUCAGCGAUUGGCUAAGUGAAAAGACCACUAACGAUGAUUGGAAGGAGGCCUAUCAGGCCACUGCUGCAACAGCGCUGAAGCUGGGCUAUGAUUUGGAAUGGCUGCACAACAACAAGACCAUCGGUGCUGGGAUAUUCAAAGAGAACGGAAUCAUGCCAGGGAUAGCGGAGCAGUUUGUGCACAAGAUUAUGAUUUGGGUAGACGCAAUCAACACAGAGUGAAGCUUCGAAGAUUUG